This is a messenger RNA of Daucus carota subsp. sativus, 1420 nucleotides long. RefSeq names its product short-chain dehydrogenase reductase 2a. The coding region runs from base 99 to 1064 and encodes 321 amino acids. Lineage: Eukaryota; Viridiplantae; Streptophyta; Magnoliopsida; Apiales; Apiaceae. The transcript has 3 exons. The record is from RefSeq and is a predicted model, not a curated record. Gene Ontology annotation, molecular function: oxidoreductase activity, acting on the CH-OH group of donors, NAD or NADP as acceptor.
CCUCUCUUAUCAACACCAUCGCUUCUUCAAAUCUCCCUCUUUGUGUUUAUACAUUAUAAACAUAUACACAUCUACAUAUUUUGCUUAUAAGUCUAAACAUGACUGCUCAAGUCGUGCCGGAGAAAACACUUCAAGACAUUCGUCUUUCGAGAAUGGAUAGCUAUUCCCAGAGAUCUCACAAAAGGUUGGAAGGAAAGGUAGCAAUUGUGACGGGAGGUGCUAAAGGUAUCGGCGAGGCAACCGUGAGACUCUUCGCCAAACACGGUGCUAAAGUCAUCAUAGCCGAUGUCGAGGAUACUCUCGGAAACGCUCUCGCCGAUACGCUACCGCAUUCGGCUACUUACGUACAUUGUAACGUCAGCAUCGAAGAAGAUAUCGCGAACUUGAUUGACUCCACCAUCACCCGAUACGGGCGUCUCGAUAUCAUUUUCAACAACGCCGGAGUGCUUGGAAACCAAUCCAAGCACAAGAGCAUCGUUAAUUUCGAUAUAGAAGAAUUCGAUCACGUGAUGAACGUGAACGUGAGAGGCGUUGCCUUGGGGAUGAAGCAUGCGGCCCGCGUGAUGAUUCCCCGAGGCGGAGGCUGCAUUAUAUCGACAGCUAGCGUUGCGGGGGUGAUGGGAGGUCUCGGCCCUCACGCCUACACCGCUUCGAAACAUGCUAUUGUUGGAUUGACGAAGAAUACCGCGUGUGAAUUGGGGAGGUAUGGGAUUCGGGUGAAUUGUAUUUCUCCGUUUGGAGUGGCGACGUCGAUGCUCGUGGGUGCAUGGAGUCAUGACGAUGAGGAUGAGGAGAUGGGGAUGAAUUUCGGGACGGGGCCGAGUGAGAAACAAGUGGAGGAGAUGGAGGAGUUUGUGAAGGGGUUGGCUAAUUUGAAGGGUCCGACUUUGAGAGCGAGAGAUAUAGCGGAGGCAGCUCUUUAUCUUGCGAGUGAUGAAUCGAGGUUUGAAUCUGAAUCUCUCGUGAGACUGAGCUUGAUAUCAUUUUCAAUAAUUAAUUUUCUCAAGUACAAUGGUGUUGUGGUGUUAGAGAGGCCAUGUUGGGUAGACUCAUGGGAAGGUUGAAAACUAAGGCAUUAUUGUAUAUACGAAGGGGAGUACAGUACUUUUGGUUGGAAAGACAGUCGGGCAGUUUGAAAAAUGAAUAUCGGAGAAAGUGGAGUUUAUUCAUUUGAAAAUGGUGAACCAGUUGACCUUGGACUAGUAACAACUUGAGGAACGAAUCAGCUAGCUGUCAAGGACAAACAAAGUCAAACAGAGUUGGUCGUGAUGUUUUUUCUACUCCAACAUAGCCAACUGGCAAAGAUACUGGUUUCAAAGUUCACAUUAGAUUUACCAUAACCGAAUGGUUAUAAACUGCCUCUUUUUUUUUUUUUUUUUGCCCCCUUAUUGCGAAAUUAAAAAUUAUCUCCUUUUCUUCU